AUGGACGACGAGCUUCUGCUGCAGCUGAAUGAAACCGAAGAAUUUGUUGAGGACGGGGCGGACUACACCGUAGACGGUGAGCAUGCCGGCUCCACGGACAUUGACAGUGAAGAUAUUUGGGAGAUCAUAUCCUCCUUCUUCCGGGAGAAGGGGCUUGUGCACCAGCAGAUUGACUCGUACAAUGACUUUCUCCUGCGUAUUCCCCGCAUGGCACGCAGCCUGCUAGAAAUUGUGCCGCGGCAGGACGAACAGUUUGAGCCCGGCACCCAAACGGAGACGGAGCCCGACCAAUACCGACUCAGUCUCGAGGACGUUGUCAUUGGCAACCCGUCGCACGAAGUCUCCGGCUUCAGUCGACGCGAGAUGCAUCCUCUCUUUCCCAACGAGUGCCGGCUACGCGAUCUAACCUAUGACGCCAACGCACAAGUCACGCUUGGCAUUCGUGUUUACCGUUCACGGGAGGAGCAGCCGUACCGCACUUUUUUGCAAAACAUGGAACUUGGCCGCAUCCCCAUCAUGUUGAAAUCCAUGCGGUGCAAUCUGCAAAACAAGGACGAAGACGAGUUGCCACGUCUAAACGAGUGCCCACAUGAUCAGGGCGGCUACUUUGUCAUAAGUGGAACAGAGAAGGUCCUCAUUGCACAGGAGCGUCAAGCUGCCAAUCACGUCUAUGCCUUCUCACGGCAAAAGGGGCUCUUGUGUGAAAUUAAAUCUAUUGUGGAAGGUUCAUUGAAUAAACCACGUACGCUGCAGAUUUUAAUGCCGUACAAGAAGAAGGGACCAGGUCACGGCUACGAGAAUCUCCUUUGUCGUGUCGCACAGAUGGAUGAACUCAUUCCUCUUUUUGUUUUGUUCCGUGCUCUUGACAUGGGGUCGGAUAAGGAAAUUCUCCAAACUGUGGUUCCUGAUUUAAAAGAUGCCGCCAUGCUUGAAAUGCUCCGAGGCUCCAUGGAAGAUGCAAGCACAUUGCAGAUAUUUACAAGGGAUGAGGCGCUGUGGUUCAUUGGCAAGCGCCUUGGUAAACAAGACAGUAGAGAAAACUUGCAGCGUGACGCGCAGGGGUUGUUGAUGCGGGAUCUGCUUCCGCAUAUGGGUGUGGAUUGCGCCGCCGAUCGGAGCAAAUGUCUCUUCAUUGGAUACAUGGUUCAUCGUCUUUUGUUACUCGCGCUGGGAAGAAGGGAGGACACGGACCGUGACUUUUUGGGCCAUAAACGUAUUGAUGUUGCCGGGGCACUGCUUACAUUUCAAUUGAACCAAUUUCUUGUUCAGGUGCGGAAGGAGAUGGCAAAAACAGUGCAUGAUUACUCUACCAACCGCGGUGGUGUUGUCAGCUUUGGCAGAAUUCUGCACAGUCGCCUCAUCACGGAUGGAUUGCGCCGUUGCUUGGCAACGGGUAACUUUGGAGAUAUGAAGUCUGGUAACAUCAAGACAGGCGUGGCUCAAACACUCAACCGGCUGACUUAUUCCUCUUCACUAAGUAAUUUACGCCGCAUUCAAAAUCCCAUCCCUGCCUCCAGCAAAGCCACCAAACCACGCAACCUGCACUGUACCCAGUGGGGUUACAUCUGUCCGGUGGAAACCCCAGAGGGUGGCUCUAUUGGCCUGCUGAAAAAUCUGGCCCUUAUGUGCCUUAUUUCUCGUGGCAGCGAUCAUACGGGCGUUGUGCAGGCUGUACAGGCUCGUAUUACCGGGUUUCACUCGAUUGAUCUUCCAGGUCUUGCCGAUGUGCGGGUUGCUCGAGUGUUUGUGAAUGGCACACUAAUCGGCGUGCAUCGCGAUCCGGAGCGUCUCCUUCGCGAGUUACGUGCUCGGCGUCGUGGUGGGGAGCUUAGCAACGAGGUGAGCAUUGU
This is a messenger RNA of Trypanosoma cruzi, 1850 nucleotides long. Its product is annotated as DNA-directed RNA polymerase II subunit 2, putative. Gene Ontology annotation, biological process: DNA-templated transcription. The annotation marks the transcript as partial. Gene Ontology annotation, molecular function: DNA-directed RNA polymerase activity; DNA binding; ribonucleoside binding. Lineage: Eukaryota; Euglenozoa; Kinetoplastea; Trypanosomatida; Trypanosomatidae. Gene Ontology annotation, cellular component: RNA polymerase II, core complex. The transcript has a single exon. The record is from RefSeq and is a predicted model, not a curated record.